Messenger RNA from Notodromas monacha, 1635 nucleotides. NCBI's taxonomy places the organism in Eukaryota, Metazoa, Arthropoda, Ostracoda, Podocopida, Cyprididae. The record is from the annotation of a GenBank genome assembly.
UUUUUUCGCGUGUUCGAACAGUGUGGAAUUUAGUUUCGUGAAUGGAACAAUAGAUAUUCAGUGAAAAUGAUGAGCAUGACGCUUGACGCGGCGCUGCUUUCAGUGGAACAGCGCCGCCCGUCUUUCUUGGAUACCAGCGACGUCAGCGGCGGGGCUUCAGUGGGUCGAAAUGCCUCCUCUGCUGCAAAACACUACGCUCAACUCAGCAAAUUCCGGGACCCUUGCACCAUCGAAAAGCUUCCCGACAAGGUCCUGAUGCACAUUUUCUCCUAUUUGCCGCAUAGAGAAAUCUGCAGGAAUGCGAGGGUUUGCAAGAAAUGGCGAAUGAUUGCUUACGAUUCUCGACUAUGGAAAUCUGUGUCUCUACGACCUGAAAUAUCUGGGUUGCAAGUCACCAGCUUGGAGAACCUCUUGGCACUUCUCAGGCAAUAUAUUGUUAGAUUCGGGCCUUCAUUGCAAUACAUUGAGCUGCCUAUUGAGUUGAUCACGCACACGGUCUUGCAUGAAUUGGCCAACAAAUGUCCGAAUUUGACCAGCAUGUUGAUGGAUUUUUCAACUGCCAUGCAACUUCAUGACUUCAAUGAGCUACAGGCAUUCCCUGCGAAGCUAAAUUCUCUCUGCAUCUGUUUGUCCGGGGUCAUCUUCAUGGAAGGUUUCAUGCGCAAAAUUUACAACUUCAUAAACGGCCUGGAAGUUCUCCACUUGAUCGGUACCUAUGAACGAGUGGAAGAAGAGGAAGAAGAGAUUUACGAAGUCGUCAACAUCCACAAGCUCAAGUCGGCCACACCCAACCUGGUGGUAGUGAAUCUGUACGGAAUCAAUUUCCUCGACGAUGGACACGUGGAAGCCUUCAGCUCAAACUGUAUCCAACUGGAAUGCAUGUCAGCUCCGUAUUGCGGCAAGGUCACUGGGUCUUGCCUGAAAACCCUGCUGAAUCGGUGCAAGCGUCUGCAAUGUCUCAUCCUCACGCAAACGAGUCUGAAGAGCGAAUACGUGAUGAACGUGGAAUGGGACAAAACUCAACUGCAGGAACUCGACAUAACGGCGACUGACCUAAGCCAGGAGUGUCUCAUAGAAAUACUCACCAAACUGAAGCAAUUGCGGUACUUGUCAGCUGGACAGCAGGACAGUUUCAACGACAAAGUUCUGGCGAGGUUUCUAGAACAAGGCAGCCCUGGGAAACUCGUGGCAUUGGAUUUGGACCGAUGCGACAACUUGUCCAAUGAAGGGCUUCAGGCUCUUUUGGGCAAAUAUGGGUCUAACCUCCUGGGACUAAUUUUAUCUGGGAUCCCAACCAUCACUGAUCAAUUGCUCAUUUCCGUGAUGCCGCAGCUGAGGAACUUGAGGAUCCUAGGGGUGGGAACUGCUGAAGGCUGCUGUCCAAAGGUGCAUACCAAGGUUCUGGUGGACCAAUUGGUUGAAGCAAUCGCAAACAAUUGUCAUAAAUUGGAAAGAGUUGAAAUUCGGUGGGACGGAGACACUUUGAGGCACUCUGACAAAUCCCAAAAGGCCAUUGAUCAUUUGCGGACGAAAGCUUUGCGACUCAAAAGUUUGGUACUGAGUGAAGGGAAAUACUUCGAGAACGUGAAGGCGAACUUCGAAAGAGCAGAUAGACCAACAGUGGUUCGCUCAAAC